AUGGAUUCAGCGAGAUUAAGCAGGCAGAUACCAGCAGGAUUUAGUCGAAAGUGCUUGCAGGUAGCAAGGGAGAAGGAGGAGAAGCAGGAAGUGGAAACGACGGAGAUGGUCCGCAUGAUCGGCGAUGAAUUCCUCACGGAGGAGCGGGACCGAAAAUACUACGCCGAUCACUAUACAUGCUGCCCACCACCUCUCUUCAUCAUCCUCAUCACCCUCGUGGAGCUUGGUUUCUUCACGUAUUACACAGUAGCGAUGGGUGAGGUGAAUCCCUCCGGGCCAGUGCCGAUCGACAGUGUCUUUAUUUACAGACCAGACAAGCGGCUCGAACUCUGGAGGUUUGCCUUCUACAUGUUCCUGCACGCUGGGUGGCUUCACCUGCUGUUUAACCUGGGGGUACAGGUGGUCGUGGGACUUCCCUUAGAAAUGGUUCACGGAAGCCUGAGGAUCGCCGCGGUUUACAUGGCCGGGGUUCUUGCCGGUUCGCUGGGCACGUCGGUAUUCGACACGGACGUGUACCUCGUCGGAGCGAGCGGAGGCGUUUACGCCCUUCUAGCGGCGCAUCUAGCCAACGUCCUUCUGAACUAUAACAAUAUGGAGUUUGGGAUAGUUCGGCUCAUCGGCAUCUUCGUCAUCGCCAGCGCCGACGUGGGCUUUGCGAUCUACGACAGAUACGCCGCGGAACAGAUGGGUCCGCCAGUAUCGUACGUCGCCCACCUGACGGGCGCCCUGGCGGGCCUAACGAUCGGCCUCCUGGUACUGAAGAACUUCGAGCAGCGGCUGCACGAGCAGUUACUCUGGUGGGUUGCCUUGGGUGUCUACGCCGCCUGCACAAUCUUCGCGAUCAUGUACAAUCUGAUGCACCCCGACUAUCCAUGACGCGAGGUCAGCUUCGCGUACGGCCAACCGAGGCACACGUAACGCGAAGCUGAUCGCCCUUGGAAGAAAAAGAAGAAGAAGAAACGAAGGAAAAGAUGGGAGAGACCGUCAUCGAGCAACGUCGACGGAGAUUUUCAAGUAUCCCGAACUCUCAAUAACACACUAGACCGUGAGCUAAAUCGUUCCCAAAACACCAAAAGCGAAGGAUACGUAAGGAACGAGAGUUACGCGACGGAGUCGUCGACAGUUGUUCUCCUCGAAGAACGUGACUUCGAUCACUUUCCGUGCGAAAAGGAUCGCGUAAUAGUUUCGUAGUACAUAUAUUUUCUUCCAAGCCGGCCUGUUCGCGCGCGACAGUCAAGAGAGACAGAGCGCUUGUCGAAAAGAAGCGACA
Messenger RNA from Mycetomoellerius zeteki, 1270 nucleotides. Its product is annotated as protein rhomboid. The record is from RefSeq and is a predicted model, not a curated record. Gene Ontology annotation, molecular function: serine-type endopeptidase activity. The transcript is spliced from 6 exons. Lineage: Eukaryota; Metazoa; Arthropoda; Insecta; Hymenoptera; Formicidae. Gene Ontology annotation, cellular component: membrane. Bases 1 to 876 code for a protein of 291 amino acids.